AUGAGUGCCAAUAAAAAGGUUGAUAAUGACGGUAAAAUUCACUUGGAAGCUGCAUUAGAUUUGGCAGGUUUUGGUCCUUACAGCUAUAUUAUGACGAGUUUAACUGGUUUCAUUAUUAUUUCACACGCGUGUAUUGUAUUCUCGGCCCCCAUCAUCAUUCCUGCAAGCGCGUGUGAACUGAAGACCACCAACUCUCAACAAGGAUAUAUAGCAGCGGGACAAUUAUUCGGUAUAAUACUGGGCGGCGUUGUUGGUGGAUACUUGGGUGACAAGUUCGGACGGCGUCGAGUACUACGUUUUACGCUCAUCUCGGGGGCUGUAAUCAACGGCAUCACUAGCAUCUCCGUCAACUGGAUCAUGCUUUUGACUAUGCAAUCCCUCGCAUCAUUUUGUGCAGCAAGUAUAUUUCCAUUAUCUAUGGCCUUCCUCAGUGAGAGCGUUCCUAAGGGUAAAAGGAACCUACUGGUCUUAUUGGUCAACAGCAUAUCCAUAAUGUCUCAAGGUAUUCUGGCAGUAAUCGCCAUACCCAUUAUUCCGCUACCGUUCUCUUUCUACAUUCCCGCUUUGGGCAUCUACUGGAACUCUUGGCGAACUUUACUCUUCGUCUACUCUACACCAAGUCUUCUUUCUGCUCUAUGGUUGUGCUUCACAUUGAAGAGCCCAAAAUAUGUGUUUGCGCAAGGACUUGAAGAAGAAGCUAUAGAUAUUAUAAAAGCUAUACACAGAUGGAACAAUCGGAAAACUGUAAAAGAAAUUCAAAUAAAGGGUUUGAGAUUGGAUGCAGAACAACUUGACGGACCGACGUCAUCAAAGAACCAAAUCGUUCCAUUAUUUAAAACACCCCUCCUGAAGUACACCGUGAUCAUGACUACGAUGUUUUUGUUACAACAAAUUGGAUCAUUCACAAUCUGGAUGCCGACAAUUGCGAAUCAUUUCGUGGAGAUGGUGAAAACGGGAGUAGGCACCGACAAGAGUCUGUGUAACAUUAUCAGAGACAGCAUAGAAGCGCCGGUUGAUCAAGACAUAGCACCGUGCGCCCUGAAAGUAACAUCACUACUGUUUGUUUUGUCGGUGGGCGCUCUGCAGUCGUUGGUUAACGCUUUACUAAGUUUGGUCGUGAACAGAGUUGGCUACCGCAACAUGGUAAUAUGCGUUACAAUUGUGUCUGGAACGUCGGGCGUCAUAGUCAACCUCAUACCCAACGCCUACACUAGCGCCUUUUUCUUCAUGAUCUUCGUGACCGGAGUCUUGGUUACGGGAAUGUACAUGGCCAUUGCCGUCACAUUGUUCCCUACUCAUCUCAGAGCACUGGCUGUAGCUCUAACCUCGACUGCAGGAAGUAUUGGAAUGAUUGCCUCGGUACAGAUCCUUAAUCUGCUGCUCCAGAUCAACUGCAAUGCUGGUUUCUAUUUAUUCAGUGGUCUUUUUGUUGCAUCAGCAUUCAUAGCCGCGUUAUUACCUGAUGACAGAUAUUUAAAAGAAACAAACAAAAGACGGAGAGAAGAGUAA
This is a messenger RNA of Parnassius mnemosyne (clouded apollo), 1509 nucleotides long. The record is from the annotation of a GenBank genome assembly. NCBI's taxonomy places the organism in Eukaryota, Metazoa, Arthropoda, Insecta, Lepidoptera, Papilionidae.